Messenger RNA from Sphaeroforma arctica JP610, 813 nucleotides. RefSeq lists its product as hypothetical. The record is from RefSeq and is a predicted model, not a curated record. The transcript has a single exon. Bases 1 to 813 code for a protein of 270 amino acids. NCBI's taxonomy places the organism in Eukaryota, Ichthyosporea, Ichthyophonida.
AUGGAACCACAGGAUGGAGCGGUUCAUAGCCAAGCAGCGUCCACUGAUAGACAGGCAUCCAAGACACCCAGGGGUGCUAUCGGCCUGCCGCGGGAAGUCGUUGUAAUUAACGACGAGGCCAAGGGAAAUUCCGACCUGCGUGCGGACAGGGAGCAGUCCAUUACUAGUAAGCAUGUAGCUAGUGAUAGACUGCCUUCCCGUUCGUCUUCGGGUAUCUCUAGAGCCUCAUCUUCCGGUAUCGAGCAACCACGUCUACCACCUAACAAGUGCAGGCGUUACCGCCGUCGUCCCAACAACAAGGGCAUGGUGCGGGGCCAGUCGUCGACACAGAAGCUAACCGAGCUUAUGGCCCAACAACAGUCGCUCUUAGAGAGGUACGAACAGAGGUUGCAACGUACAUCUUCCGAACGACCCACGACCUUGCUGUACGCAAACGAAGCGUCGACUAGUCCACACAAACGGGAGCGUAUGGCACAAGGUAGGGAGGACAAUCCCACGUUUCGGAUCCAAGGCCGUUCACAACAGCACCAUGGCCUCGGGUACGAACCACCUGGGUCGGAAGGUCAACUCUCCGAGAAGGAAGAUACCUUGUCGUCUCUAGAGGAGGCUCCGUCAUUCCAAGAAUUCGCACGUGAGCAAGUGUUGGCUCAGCAAAACCCACAUGGAAAGGCGCUCAAGAAUAGGCAGGACCAGAUGAGCACAACCUAUCGCCAACAUCAACAACGACAGUCGUUCGAGAGGGAAGCCGCCAGUGAGCAUGUACGGACUCCCAACAACGUCGCUCACACCUCCACCCACACCGGUGAGUAUUGA